Messenger RNA from Rubroshorea leprosula, 460 nucleotides. The record is from the annotation of a GenBank genome assembly. NCBI's taxonomy places the organism in Eukaryota, Viridiplantae, Streptophyta, Magnoliopsida, Malvales, Dipterocarpaceae.
GGAGAGGUACUGAGUUUAGCUAGGGGAACAUUGUGUGUUUUCUAUGUCGAGAAAGAGGAGAACAUUAAUCAUCUUUUUAUUCAGGUGUGAAAAUGUUCAAGGCUUAUGGAAGAGAUGUUACAAAUGGUGGGGACGACCACCCCCCACUCAAUUCUUUUGGCAUGUGGGUUUCACUCCGAAGGCAUUUGCAAUCUUGUUGGAGCUGAAAUAUGAUCGUUCAUUCUCUUUAUGAUUGGUGAAUGAAUAGUAUCUGUUCCAUUCACCAUGUUCUACUCAUUUGUGAUGCUUAUGAUGUUGUCUGCCCAUUGCUGCUCUCAAUUUGUUUGUAUAGCGGAACUAGUUUUUGCAUGAUGUUCUGCUUGCGUAUGCUUCUGUUUGUUUUGAUCUUGUACCAUCUAAAUGUGAUUUAGUUAUAAGAUACCACUGGAGUUAUAACAUCACAUAAAAUUAAAAAUUUAUA